Molecule: messenger RNA, 2240 nt
Organism: Syzygium oleosum
Lineage: Eukaryota; Viridiplantae; Streptophyta; Magnoliopsida; Myrtales; Myrtaceae
Product: pentatricopeptide repeat-containing protein At2g20540
Exons: 1
Coding region: 102-1703 (533 amino acids)
Biological process (GO): RNA modification
Molecular function (GO): protein binding; RNA binding
Source: RefSeq, a predicted model, not a curated record
AGACAAAUUGGAAGAAGCUUAUACGACACUUUUCGAGGAAGGUCAUGUCCGAAUUCCCAGGAGCUUCUUGGCAUGUCUGUAGCUCAGCGCAUCGUCGUUGAAUGCCGCCCAGAAUCGGCCAUUCCGUCCUUAGAAGCCUGGAGGAUCCGUUCGUGCCCGCGCUGCGAAGCUGCGGGAGCGCGGCGGAGCUGAAGAGGGUCCACGCCCGCAUCGUCCACCGCUCGCUGUCGCAGAGCAAUUUCCUGGCGACGAAGAUGAUCGACGCGUGCGAUCGGUGUGGAGAUCUCGGCUACGCGGGCUUGCUCUUCGGGAACGUGGGGGACCCGAACGUGUUCCUGUACAAUGCGAUGCUCAGAGCUUACGCGCGCAGCUUCGCGUACGGUCUUGCGGUGGGAGUGUACAGGAAAAUGCUGGAGGACGAAAGGGUUUCGCCUGAUAAGUUCACCUUCCCGUUUUUGAUCAAGUCGUGCGGAGGGUUGGCGAGCGAAGAUCUGGGUAUGCAAGCGCACGCCCAUGUGUGGAAAUUUGGGCCUGCGGGGCACUUGGUGACGGAGAAUUCGUUGAUAGACAUGUACACGAAGUUUGGGAAUUUGGAUGAUGCGUAUAAGGUGUUUGACGAUAUGCCACAAAGGGAUGCUGUCUCAUGGAACAGUCUCGUUUCUGGGCAUGUUAGGUUGGGGCAGAUGACGAGGGCGAGAGAAUUGUUUGAUGAGAUGCCAUGUAAGACUAUUGUCUCUUGGACGACAGUGAUUUCCGGGUACUCUCAAGUCGGCGGUUAUGGCGAUGCCCUGGAAAUAUUCAGACGAAUGCAGACAGUUGGUGUUGAACCUGAUGAGAUAAGUAUUGUAUCCGUCUUGCCAGCUUGUGCACACCUAGGAGCUCUCGAAGUUGGGAAGUGGAUUCACAUGUAUGCAGAUAAGCACCGGCUUCUCCACAGGACUUGUAUUUGUAAUGCUCUGAUGGAGAUGUACGCAAAAUGCGGUUGCAUCGAGCAAGCGAGCCGGUUGUUCAAUGAGAUGAACGAGAGGGAUGUUAUUUCUUGGAGCACAAUGAUUUGCAGUUUAGCCAAUCAUGGAAAAGCUAAUGAAGCAAUUGAACUGUUUCAAGCUAUGCGAAGAGCAAGGGUUGAUCCGAAUGGUGUCACAUUUCUCGGUAUCCUCUCAGCAUGUGCACAUGCUGGUCUAGUAGAUGAGGGACUGGAGUUAUUUUGUUCAAUGAAGAGAGACUAUGAGUUAGAACCAGAUAUCGAGCAUUAUGGCUGCUUGAUAGAUCUUCUCGGGCGCUCAGGAUGUCUCGACCAGGCUCUGGAUGUGGUACAGACUAUGCCAAUAAAACCAGAUUCCAAAAUAUGGGGUUCUUUGUUAAGUUCUUGCAGGACUCAUGGCAAUCUUGAGAUGGCCGUUGCUGCAAUGGAGCAUCUGGUAGAAUUGGAACCAGAUUCCACAGGGAAUUAUGUGUUGCUUGCUAAUUUAUAUGCAGAUUUGGGGAAAAGCAAAGGGGUUUCGAGAAUGAGAAAGCUCAUGAGAAACAGAAACUUGAAAAAGCCACCCGGAGGGAGCUCAAUUGAAGUGGACAAUAUGGUACUGGAAUUUGUUUCGGGUGAUAAUUCUAAGCCCUUUUCAGGAGAUGCAUAUAGGAUGAUAGAGCUGCUGGAAUCGGAGCGGAACCUAACAAUACAAAGAAUUCAAGCUGGGGUUGCUUGAACUCCUAAAUUCACUUUUGAACUUAGUGAUGGAAAGACGAUGCAUUGCUCAUGCUGCAUUAGAAAUGUUUCGAGUCACCUUUUGGGGCUGUGAUCUGCUUAUGCAGUUGCAUUCCUCAUGACCGGCCGUCUUUCUUGGGGUUUCCAACAAGAAGUACAUGGUUUGAACGGUAGCUUCUUCAAUUGUGAAGCACAAGCACCUGAGAAACACGGCGCAGAAAUGAGGUGCAGAGAAGACUAUUGUUAUGCUCUUGGUGUUGCUUUAUGCACGCCACAAACGAUUGAAUUUCGAACGGCAAUUGAAUGUGUUAAAACUGAGGAUUGACACAUGUAAACUGGAGGCCCUAAUGACGGCUCAAACAGAAGAAUUGGUCCAUUAGGUCCGGGCGAACACCUGGAUGUGCAGAUAGCAAUGAGGAGGGAUGAAUAUGGCUGAUAGAGAAGUUUGUUUUACUAAAUAGCUCUUAUCACAAUCUCUGAAAAUCGUCCAUGUGCACUCUGCUUUAUCGUAUACAAGCCAUUCAAGAUUGAUACGUAA